AUGAUGAACGACCGCCCUCCCCCGCCGGACGAACCGGACCCGAUCGUCCCCCGCGACCUCAAAGCAAAACGCACCGUGCCGUCACCCCGCAAAGCAGCCACCAUCCGGAGCGCAAAGGGAUCCAUCUUUGGCAAAGCAUCGAUACCCAGCGUCUACUGGGCCGGCGACGAUCCGACGCCCAUGAACAAUGAAGAAUUCACGUUCUACCGCGAGGACACGCCGCCGCUACCUGAUGGCACCGGCGGUGACAAGGCUGCUCGGACGCGGGGGUAUCGGCAGAGCGUGUUCGAUCACGACGAGGAGGAUAGCGAUCGCAAGAGGAAGCGCAAGUGCUGCGGUAUGACGAUGUGGGUGUUUUGGUUGCUCGUUGCUCUGAUUGUUGCGGUUGUUCUCGGAGUUGGUAUUGGUGUUGGUGUCGGCAUUGGCGCGAAUCAAAAGUCGGACCAGAACGCCGCGACGACGAGGUAUGUGCUUCAUCUUCUCUUGGACUUUGACAUGCGCGUGGACCUGUCGAUUAACAAAGCUUUCCUCAAGCUCAACUUCAACGCCCACGCCAACUACUGCUCCUCCAUGCCACGGAGCGGCAGCGACGCAACUGCUACCGAGACAGCAUCAACAUCGAUUCCAACCUCGGUGACCAGCACCUCCACAUCAACGCCAUCUCCAACAGCAACUUCGAGCGGCAAUGCAAUCUGCCCAGACGCGGACAAUACGGUCUACAACGUCAUCGGCUCCGACAAGCGCUUCCUCCGGGUCUGCGGGGUCGACUACAGCGGCGACGACGGCGCCAUCGACAUGUCCAACACGCAGGCGAGCACCAUGGGCGACUGCAUGGAGAUCUGCGCAAAGUCGGCCCAGUGUACCGGCGUAUCGUGGGGCAACGUGAUGAUCAACGGCGCCGCGGAGCUGCGGUGCUGGCUGAAGCGGGACUUGAAAAAGUCGCAUGCAGCGGUAGAGAAUUGGAAUUUUGCCGUCCUGUUAUGA
This is a messenger RNA of Colletotrichum paranaense, 984 nucleotides long. RefSeq lists its product as uncharacterized. The record is from RefSeq and is a predicted model, not a curated record. The transcript has 2 exons. Bases 1 to 984 code for a protein of 327 amino acids. NCBI's taxonomy places the organism in Eukaryota, Fungi, Ascomycota, Sordariomycetes, Glomerellales, Glomerellaceae.